ACUCAUCCGGGAGUUUACAAACAUGGAUGCAACCAACACCAAUGCAACCUAAUUCGUGUCUUUGCUGACAACCAAAACAGUAAGGCAAAUUAAAUGCCAUUCCAAAUACACGAGUUUGAAUCGAAUGACAAGCAGUGCAUGGGAGAAUGGCCUCAAAGAUGAGACGGCAUGGGAGUACAGGAAAGGACUAUGGACACCAGGUGGAUAACUCAAACUCCACCAUUAAAAAGCUUAGCAUUCUCUACAGUGAUCCAGAACUUAGUGAUCUCCGACUCUGUAUCGGGGAGAGAACUUUUCACGCCCAUAAACUCAUCCUUAGCAUAUCCAGUGAUGUGUUCAAAACUAUGUUAACAUCUCCUACCUGGCCAGAAGCAUACACUUCGGAGAUAUCACUGGAAGAGGAGCCAGAGUGUCAAGAUGUCUUUGAGGACUUUCUACAGUAUCUGUACACAGGGAAAAUCCACCUGAAUCAGACAAGUGUCCUUCCCACUCUCAUCCUCGCCGACAAAUACAACAUUAACGAUCUGUCCGAUGUUUGCAUCAAUUACAUGAGCUGCCACUAUGUGGCACCACCUUCUCAAUCGCGGGUAAUCUCAUGGUUGAAGUAUGCAGUCAUGUGUGACCAUAAACACCUACAACAGGUCUGUGAGGAUUACAUCAAAUGCAAUUUUCAGUAUGUCAUGAAUACUCCUGAUUUUAUGGGCAUUUCUUCGGAUAUGCUGAUUAAAUUCCUGAAGUCUUCUAGCAUCAUUGUUGAUGAUGAGUACAAAUUGUAUGAGAGAGUCAAACAAUGGUUUGCAUCCUACAAAGAAAUCAAAUCAAAUUCAAAGAAACAUGAUUAUCAGCUUGAAGAUAUUGUACAAAAUGUUGUGCCACUUAUAAAAUUCCCAAUGAUGAUGCAGGAGAAAUGUCAAGAUUUAUUUGACAGAGGGAAUGCUUCUUGUAUUAUGGACAUGCAGAGAGAUCAAUGGAAAUUAAAAGUAGAAGAACAAAUGCAGAAUCAUUCAAAGUCAUCUUUUGAUCAAACCAAAAUGAUAAACCAGUGCUACAAAUCAAAAUCAGACCAUUCGACCAGCUCCCAAACCGAUUUUUUUAGCAAAUACACAGAACAGAAACCCAAUUUGUCUUCUCCUACCAAACUUUCGCAUCAGAUAACGUAUAAGCCUCGCAUUUACACGGGGGAUACAUGGAGUACUGAGAUUUGUGUGCCGGAUAUGAAUUCGGUGACUCGGGGAGACGUUUUACGAGCAUUUUUCUCCACCCCUAUAUCAGGGCCUGGAGGGGACGAUAUCUCCAUGUGGGACUGGCAUGUGGACUUUUAUCCUCAAGGAGUCAUAUUUAAGCCUUGUCUGAUGAUCGGAUUGUUUUGGAACUGUGAGAUAGAUGAGGUUGUUUAUGAAACUGUUCGUUUGACUGUAACCUCUAACUCGUCCGAGUAUCGCCGAGUCCAGAUCAGUGCUUUGAUUUAUGGGCAGCAAGAUGGGCAUGAAUAUGUGGCCAAGUGUGUGACCAGAACCUGCUACUUUGACAGUGAGCACCCCUCUCACAAUUUCAAUGAUCUCAUGAGCCUCUCAGAUCUCCUCCAAAAAACAUCUCCUUACCUGCUGGGCAGAGAUAAUAAUGCCUUGAAAAUAAAAAUUGUUAUUCGACCUCUCAUGUUCCUGUGAAAUUCACUUUACAAUGUAUUUGUUAUCAGAAGUGCUUUCCUUUUUUCAGAAUAAGAUUUUUAAUUUGUGAUAUAUCCUACUGUUGAAAUUACAAUGUAUGCAUAUCUUGUUUAUCAAUCUUUUUCAUUUAUGGACAUUUUGUUUUUUUGUUUUUUUAUAAAAAUCAAUUUAAACUGCUGUUUUAGUAUGCAUGUACUACAUAGUGCCAUGUUGUCAAAAUCAUGGUUUGUUAAAGAUACAUGAAUGUUGAAAAUUUAUUUUGUCUUUCAAGAAUUAAUAUAUAUAUAUAUAAAAUGUUAGCUGAUUCUGGAGUUGAAUGUUGCAUGUUAAGUGUACAAUUUGAUAUUGCCUUUUAUAUAAGAUGUUAUUGUAAUACCACAUAUGUGUGAAGAAUUCUAUUAUCAAAAUGAAAGUUAUUAAAAUAAAAAUGGAACUUAA
Magallana angulata is the source of this 2105-nucleotide messenger RNA. Its product is annotated as BTB/POZ domain-containing protein 17-like. Lineage: Eukaryota; Metazoa; Mollusca; Bivalvia; Ostreida; Ostreidae. The coding region runs from base 147 to 1667 and encodes 506 amino acids. The transcript has 2 exons. Gene Ontology annotation, molecular function: protein binding. The record is from RefSeq and is a predicted model, not a curated record.